Verticillium alfalfae VaMs.102 is the source of this 921-nucleotide messenger RNA. RefSeq names its product mitochondrial dicarboxylate transporter. Bases 1 to 921 code for a protein of 306 amino acids. The record is from RefSeq and is a predicted model, not a curated record. The transcript has 3 exons. Gene Ontology annotation, molecular function: succinate transmembrane transporter activity; oxaloacetate transmembrane transporter activity; malate transmembrane transporter activity. Lineage: Eukaryota; Fungi; Ascomycota; Sordariomycetes; Glomerellales; Plectosphaerellaceae. Gene Ontology annotation, biological process: malate transmembrane transport; oxaloacetate transport; thiosulfate transport.
AUGGCCCCCGGCGCCGAGAAGCCCGUUCUUACGGCCGAGGAGAAGAGCGCAAAACCGGCAAAGAGCUCGACGAGAUACCCCUUUUGGUUCGGUGGCAGCGCCAGCAGUAUGGCAGCCUGCGUUCGCCUGCAAGUCCGCCGGCCCGAUGCCCCCAAAAACAUGUCCGGCACCGUCCUCCACAUCCUCAAGUCCGACGGCCCCGCCGGCCUCUACGCCGGCCUCUCGGCCUCGCUGCUGCGCCAGAUGACCUACUCGACCGUCCGCUUCGGCGUCUACGAGGAGCUCAAAACGCGCGCCAUGCGCCGCGCCCCCAACAACAAGCAGCCCUCGUUCCCCGUCCUCACGGCCAUGGCCUCCCUGGCCGGCUUCAUCGGCGGCGUCUCCGGCAACGCCGCCGACGUCCUCAACGUCCGCAUGCAGCAGGACGCCGCCCUGCCGCACGCCGAGCGCCGCAACUACCGCCACGCCCUCGACGGCCUGCUGCGCAUGGCCCGCGACGAGGGGCCCCUGAGCUGGUUCCGCGGCGUCCUGCCCAACAGCAUGCGCGCCGCCGCCAUGACCGCCUCGCAGCUCGCCAGCUACGACACCUUCAAGGGCCUGCUGCUGCGCAACACGCCCCUGCAGGACGACCUGACCACCCACUUCACCGCCUCGCUGCUCGCCGGCAUGAUGGCCGCCACCGUCACGAGCCCCGUCGACGUCAUCAAGACGCGCGUCAUGACCGCCACGACCCAAGAGGGCCUCGUCAAGACCCUCAAGACCAUCUACCGCAACGAGGGGCUCGGCUGGAUGUUCAAGGGCUGGCUGCCCAGCUUUCUGCGCCUCGGACCACAAACAAUUUGCACCUUUGUCUUCUUGGAGAUGCACCGCAAGCUAUAUAGGAAGGUCGCCGGCUUGGAUGAAGACAGACUAAAGGCAUAG